Aspergillus caelatus is the source of this 513-nucleotide messenger RNA. RefSeq lists its product as uncharacterized. The transcript has a single exon. Bases 1 to 513 code for a protein of 170 amino acids. Lineage: Eukaryota; Fungi; Ascomycota; Eurotiomycetes; Eurotiales; Aspergillaceae. The record is from RefSeq and is a predicted model, not a curated record.
AUGGACGCCACGCAAACGGCGGCUGCAGCAGCGACGGAAGGCCGCGCUGAUCCUGUCUCAUGGCCAGGUUCAGGCUAUCCCACAUGGUCUUCCAUCCGCUCGAAUAUCACCCGUCCUGAUACUUUUCACGACCAGCAGUCACUGACCUUGGGGCAGCAUUUACCGGCCUUAUCACUGCCGCUGAAGCGCCACAUCUACGAAACCGACGUGUUCGCAGGAACCAUGGCCCCCAAAGCGGAGAAGAACGGAGGAUCAUCCCAGCGGGUCUGCUACAGAUUCUGCGCCGACAGUUGCCGGAGCAGUCCCCCAGUCAACGGCAUGGCGUCCAGCACAGACGCCGCCAUCCGCCAUGCACGAAAUCCAGACCCCAAGCCUUACCAGCCCGUCGGCCGCACCAUGGUAUGCGAUGGCGCCCUCUGGUAUAACAUACUUGUCAGUGUUUGGGAAAUCAUCUGCAUUUCUGAUGAGGCCAACUAUAAGCCUUACUACAAUAGUCGAUGUGAGCGCCUUUGA